AUGAGUACCUCAGGAAGUGCUGCACCUGGAAACGGCGCAGAGCAGCCCAGGAAUCUGCCCAGGGAAGACGAUUACAUACAGUGGCCCUGUCUACCGCCUGGAGGACCCUUGAAUCGGUGGUCUCAUGCCAUCACAAGGGACCAUGACUUUCCUGCGGCCAAGGCUAUGCUGUACGCCGCCGGUGUACAGGGCCAACGGGCCAUGGAGACUGCCCCUCAGGUGGGCAUUGCAACGGUCUGGUGGGAAGGCAACCCAUGCAAGCAAAUGAUGGACCUGGGCAAGAUCGUCAAGAAGUCCGUAGAGAAGCAGGACAUGCUGGCCUGGCAGUUCAAUACCAUCGGAGUCAGCGACGGUAUCACAAUGGGCAGUGACGGGAUGCGCUACUCCCUCCAGUCACGAGAGAUCAUAGCCGACUCCAUCGAGUCAGUGACCUGCGCGCAGCGUCACGACGCCAACAUCUCCAUUCCCGGAUGUGACAAGAAUAUGCCUGGUGUGGUCAUGGCCGCAGCCCGCCACAACCGGCCCUUCAUUAUGAUCUAUGGCGGGGCCAUCCGCAAGGGCCACAGCGCCCUCCUCGACUCUGAGGUCAACAUCUCGACCUGCCUCGAGGCGCGCGGUGCCUACACCUACGGAAAACUGCAGGCCAAGUGUCCUAAGGCGAACGGGGACCCCGCCACGCCGGCAGACGUGCUCGAGGACCUGGAGCUGCACUCGUGUCCCAACUCGGGCGCCUGUGGUGGCAUGUACACGGCCAACACGAUGGCGACCGCGAUCGAAGCCAUGGGACUGAGCCUGCCCGGCAGCAGCUCGUACCCUGCCACCUCGCCCGAGAAAGCCAGAGAGUGCGAGAGAGCGGCCGAGGCGAUCAAGCUCGUCAUGGAGAGGGAUAUCCGACCACGGGAUUUGAUGACCAGGGCCGCCUUUGAGAAUGCCCUGGUGCUGACCAUGGCGUUGGGCGGGAGCACGAACGGGGUCCUGCACUUCCUGGCCAUGGCCAGCAGUGCCGACGUGCCGCUCACGCUGGACGACAUCGACAGGACGAGCAACCGAAUCCCCUAUCUCGCAGACCUGCAGCCGAGCGGGAAGCACAUGAUGGAGGACCUGUACCGUGUGGGUGGCACGCCCAGUGUGCUGAAGAUGCUCAUCGCCGCAGGCCUGAUUGACGGGAGUCUCAUGACUGUCACAGGCAAGACGCUCGCCGAGAACUGCGCCGCGUGGCCCUCGCUCGACCCGGGCCAAAAGAUCAUCCGGCCGCUAGACGACCCCAUCAAGAAGACAGGCCACCUGCGCGUGCUCCGUGGCAACAUCGCGCCGCACGGUGCAGUGGCCAAGAUCACGGGCAAGGAGGGCCUGUCGUUCACCGGUAAGGCGAAAGUCUUUGACAAGGAACACGAGUUGGACUCGGCGUUGAAAAGGGGGGACAUCAAGGCGACGGACGGGAACAUGGUCCUCAUCGUACGGUACGAGGGUCCUCGCGGUGGGCCCGGGAUGCCAGAGCAGCUGACAGCCAGCGCUGCCAUCAUCGGCGCUGGCCUCAAGAACGUCGCUCUCAUCACAGACGGACGAUACAGCGGUGCCAGCCACGGCUUCAUCGUCGGCCAUAUUUGCCCAGAGGCGGCCAUGGGCGGUCCCAUCGCGGUGCUGAGGGACGGCGAUGAGGUGCGGAUCGACGCGACGGAGAACAGGAUUGACGUGCUGAAUGUGACCAUCGAGGAGCUGAGGGAGCGGAAGAAGGACUGGAAGCCACCCGUCACAAAACCGCUCAGGGGAACGCUGGCCAAGUACGCAAGACUCGUCGGCGAUGCGAGCCAUGGGGCCGUGACAGAUAUGGUCGAGCCCCCGGGAAGCUCAGAGUGGUAA
Messenger RNA from Cryphonectria parasitica EP155, 1860 nucleotides. RefSeq lists its product as uncharacterized. The record is from RefSeq and is a predicted model, not a curated record. The transcript has 5 exons. Gene Ontology annotation, molecular function: dihydroxy-acid dehydratase activity. Gene Ontology annotation, cellular component: mitochondrion. The coding region runs from base 1 to 1860 and encodes 619 amino acids. Gene Ontology annotation, biological process: branched-chain amino acid biosynthetic process. NCBI's taxonomy places the organism in Eukaryota, Fungi, Ascomycota, Sordariomycetes, Diaporthales, Cryphonectriaceae.